Molecule: messenger RNA, 1180 nt
Organism: Macadamia integrifolia
Lineage: Eukaryota; Viridiplantae; Streptophyta; Magnoliopsida; Proteales; Proteaceae
Product: polygalacturonase-1 non-catalytic subunit beta-like
Exons: 2
Coding region: 444-1073 (209 amino acids)
Source: RefSeq, a predicted model, not a curated record
CAAACAUAAAGUCCCAUCUUCAGUUCUCUAUUAAAUUCCACCAUGACGCAUCCCUUUCUAUUGCUUGGAUUUCUCAUAGUAACAUAUUUCAGUGGUUCUCAAGGAGAAAAUUCCUUCUCACAGUACUGGAAAGAGCAUAUUGAUCUUCCACACCCUCCACAUUGUUUAGCUACAAAGGUUUCUCCUUUAAGCCUCCAUCAGACAACAAAUUAAAGUUCAUAAAACUUAUAGAGAAAAAUGAACUGGCUUCCCACCUGCAUUCACUCUGUAAGCAAGCAAAUGUUGCUUGUUGUACAAAUUUAUUGGUGAAGAAGAAAACGGAUGAUACGACCCUGCCACCAAUAGCUCAAUGGAAUGCUAUCAAAGAGGUGUAUGAUCAAUUUCCAACUGAAAAACUCCAGCUAGGUGUCAGCCAAGGGGGAUUUCCAUUUUUCAGGAGCUCGAUGGUGAAAGAGGGUGGUUUAAUAUCUGUCCCUGAUCUAAGGGACCCAAUGGCAUAUAAAUCAUUCUUGCCGCAAUCUCUAGCAUCGAGAAUUCCAUUUUCCCUUUCCCGGAUUGAGGACUUAAAGAAGAUUUUCAGUGUGAUGGAUGAAUCAAACAUGGAUAAUUAUAUUCAAAAGACACUCAAAAUAUGUAAGAAGAGCCCCAUUCAGGACGAGCAAAGCACCUGUGUGACUUCUUCUGAGGUUCUCAUUGACUUUGUUGUUGAGACACUAGGGAGCGAUGUAUCCGUUUGGAAUACUGAGAGCAUGGCAGGAUCUUAUGAGAAUGUCACAAUUGGAGCUGUGAAACUCAUUUAUGGAAACCUCUCUGAACCACCAGCCUUAUGUCAUAGUGAGCCAUUCCAAUUUCAAGUCUAUUAUUGCCAUGUUUUACAAAAAGUAAAAGUAUAUGCAGUUGAUAUACAUGCUCGAAAGAAAGUGAAUCAUGCAAUCAUGGCAUGCCAUUACGACACUUCUUCUUGGAAUCCACACCAUAUUGCUUUUAAGCUGCUGGACUUUGGCCCUGGCCUAAUUGAAGUUUGUCAUUGGAUAAACGAGAAUGGAGUGGUCUGGACAAAGAAUCUAGGUUGAGUAGCAUUUGAAGAUUUAAUCAUUUUCUAGCUUUAUUGUAUGUGGUACAUGCUACUGAUUAUAUCAUUUAAAGUAUAAAUAAUGACAUAUUUUGGCUUGUGCAUUCU